Molecule: messenger RNA, 363 nt
Organism: Canariomyces notabilis
Lineage: Eukaryota; Fungi; Ascomycota; Sordariomycetes; Sordariales; Chaetomiaceae
Exons: 1
Coding region: 1-363 (120 amino acids)
Source: RefSeq, a predicted model, not a curated record
AUGGCCGACGAGGACGUUGCUGACGAGCCCGACGCCCUCACGACGCUGGCCAGGGUGGUUGAGUCACAGCAACGUCAAAUUGAAAUCUUGACCAAAAGCCUGUUGGAACAGUCCACGGCGAAAUUCAGGCGCAAUCCAAUCGAGAACGCCAAGGAGGACGAGUUUCGCGCCGUGAUCACCCAUGUUCAAGACCAGGUCGACCAAGCCUUAGCUCUCGCAAUGAAGGCCAAUGAGGAGAGCAUGGGAACACAGAGUGUCCAGGCAAAACUGGCGUUGGUCAAGAAGGAACUUAAGACACUCGGCAACAAAUAUACGGAGCUUGAGAAGAGCGUCAACGCCGCAAAGUCUAUCGCGGAAACGUAG